CUAUGGAGAAUCCUUGAGCUAACUCUUUCUAUAUACUCCUUCCGAUCCUAAAUAAACCUCACACUUUCAUUUUUGGGGGUAUGCUGGGAAAGUCAAAAACAAAAAUUUCACUUUCUUAAAAACCGUAAAAUCAAACUAUGAAGUUUAUUUAUCACUAUAGAGAGUAUAUGUCACCAUGUAGCUUGAAAGAAAAUUGCAGUCCUUUUUGUUCCGAAGGCAUGUCUUCAUAAUUUUCAUGGCAAAAAAUGAUCACUCUAUUAUUGCAGUUGAUAUUGGACGAGUCAGUAGAAGGCGACGUAUUCUAUCAACAAGAGGAUCAGUUAUUCACUUUCGAGUCUUCGUCAUUACUGCACACAAGUCCACAAGUGUUGAUGCUUUCUUCAACUCUAGAUUUUGUUUAGCAUUAUAUUUGAAAUGCCUUAGCCGAAUCCUCAAGUGUUCCUUUCCAUUGUAGAAAGUUAUCACGAUAAAAUUUGUUCACAAGUUUGCAUUUGUACUCAACUUGAAAAGACUUAUAAUCUUCAUGGGUGACUUGGUUGCACAGAGCAUAUCCCCUCUCAUACCUUCAAAUAAAUACACCUGGAAAUUCUAUUGCACAAUUCUCACCCAGGGAUAGAACAAAAGUAAGACCUUCCCAAAAUGAAACAAUUUUAUAAAAUGAAAUUCAUUAGUGUAAUUAAUAGUUCAAUUGGCUCUCAUUUGGAAGUACACCUCAUUAUGUACCAUUUUAUUAUCCUUUUGCACCUUGGUUGUUGCUUGUGUGCAUACUUGUGCUGUUAAGUAGACCUCAACAGAAUGAGAGAUGCACUUGAUUCCCAAGGCAUAGUAGCUUGAAUGCAAUGGACGAGAGGUGGGAUGAGACAUUUUUCUUUACGGAUAAGCAGAUCAACCAUCUCAAAGAAGAAAUGGGUUUGGUGGAGAGGGUGCUUCACAAAAUGCAUAACUGAGUAUGGAUUGCUCAAAGUGAAAUCUAUAGAAUUAAAAUGAAAGCAAAAGAACCGGAAGAGUUCUUGUGUUUUUGUGGUGCAUUUAUAAAUCUUUUGUGUUUGUGGUGCAUUUAUAAAUCUUUUGUGCAUAUUGUGUGUGUCGUCAAACAUCCCUGUGUUGUUCCAGCCACAGCAGUUGUGAAGCCGGCAUGCUUGAAAGGAUGCAUGGAGAUUGGAGGGGGCUCAUUUGAGGAGGUUGUUCCUGAUAAAUAUAAGGCUGUUUUUACUUGGACUGAUUCACUGAUCUGGUCGUCUAAUAAAUAUUUUCUCUCUGUGUAUUUCAUAAUUGUCCAAGUCUGGUCUGGGACUAAUAAUAAUCCGAGUAAAAACAUCCUAACAACAUAUUAUGAUUG
Molecule: messenger RNA, 1339 nt
Organism: Cuscuta epithymum
Lineage: Eukaryota; Viridiplantae; Streptophyta; Magnoliopsida; Solanales; Convolvulaceae
Source: the annotation of a GenBank genome assembly